ACUAUCAGAGAAAUCAGCAGCAGCGCAGCAGUAGUGUUUCGGUGAUGGUGACGUAUACCAUCCUGCUGUUUUGCAUUUCUUGAAUAUUUUUCACCGGCUAAGUUAGUUUUCAACAUAUCUACCUGGUCUCCCGCGUUUCACUGUACUCCUCGUCGACAUGGAGUACUUCAAGAGUGGCCUCAAAUCUGUACUUGGUGCACCAACUCCCGAUAACCAGCCAUCAGGAGCAGACACGGUGGAUAGGCUGGUCAACAGAGUGCAAUCUUCAACGUUACUCGAUGAUAGAAGAGAUGCUUGUCGAGCUUUAAAAGCCCUCUCUCGAACAUACAGAAUUGAAGUAGGUGCUCAUGGGAUGGAUGCGCUGAAGCAAGUCUUGGAGAUGGAUAAGACUGACUGUGAAAUAGUUGGAUUAGCUCUUGAUACGCUUUGCAAUAUUACAAGUCCUGAGGCUUUUGACGAAGAAGUCGAAAAACAUGGACCUAAACAUCAGAUUGGAGAACAGUUCACUGAGAUACUGAUUAAGAAUCAUGAAACUGUUAGUCAAAUAUUGAGAUUCUUGGAAGAAUUCGAUUUUAGAGUCAGAUGGCCUGCUUUGAAACUAUUAUCAAAUUUACUAGCAAAUAAGCCAAAAGAUAUCCAAGAAAUUAUUUUAGUCAGUCCUAUGGGGGUUUCCAAGCUAAUGGAUAUGCUUAGUGAUAGCAGAGAAAUCAUUCGCAAUGAUGUUUUACUGUUGCUGAUUCAUCUUACAAAAGGAAAUACUAAUAUCCAAAAAAUCGUGGCUUUUGAAAACGCUUUUGAUCGUAUAUAUGAUGUAAUUAUACAAGAAGGUGGAGUAGAUGGUGGAAUUGUUGUUGAAGAUUGUCUACUACUUAUGGUGAAUCUGUUAAGAGGAAACUACAGUAAUCAGAACUUUUUUAAAGAAGGUAAUUAUAUACAGAAGUUGACGCCAAUAUUUCAACUAUCUGCAUUACCCGUGAACGCUAGUGAAGAUAAUUUAUUUUUGGGCUGGAGUCCUCAAAAAGUGUCCAAUGUUCAUUGUAUGGUUCAAGUAAUUCGUGCUUUAGUUGCUCCAAGUGGGCCAGCUCAGUCAGUAUCUGCGUGUCAAACAGUAAUGAAUAAGUGUGGAUUACUGCAAGCGCUUUGUGAUAUCCUUAUGAUAAGCGGUGUUCCCGCUGAUAUCUUGACCGAAACUAUAAGCGCCGUCGCCGAAGUCAUUAGAGGAAACCCAAACAAUCAAGAGUUUUUAGGAAAUGUGAUGGCACCAAGUAGUCCGCCUAGACCAGCCAUAGUUGUAUUACUUAUGUCAAUGGUGAACGAAAAACAGCCAUUCCUUUUGAGAUGUGCCGUAUUAUAUUGCUUCCAAUGUUUCUUGUACAAAAAUGAGACAAGACAGCAGCAGUUAGUCCAGACACUGCUUCCAGAAGGCAACGAAAGUCCUACGUUAACAACAGGACAAUUACUAUGCGGCGGUUUGUUUUCUCCUGAUCCGCUUUCUAACUGGUUUUCAACUGUGGCACUAUCGCAUGCGUUAAUCGACAAUGUAAAUCAAAAGGAACAAUUGCUCCGCGUACUUCUUGCGACAAACAUCGGCACAACGCCCGUAACGCUAAUGCAACAAUGCGUCAUGCUCCUUCAGCAAAAUAAUAAAAUCCAAUCCAAAUUGGGUCUGUUAAUGUUACUAUGCAGAUGGACUUCAUAUAGUCCAGUUGCUGUAAAAACAUUUCUCAGUAUUAAUUCUUCAAUAUCGUAUUUAAUUGCUCUUUUAUCCUCGCACGAAAACAACGAUGAUCAUCAAGAAAUUUUAUUACAAAGCAUGUGUGCCUUUCUAAUUGCGAUAUGUGUACAUUUCAACGAUGAUAACGUUCCAAAUUAUAGUAAGGUCAAACUAUGCAAUUUAAUAGAAAAUAGGAUAGGGUUGGAAAAGUUUCAAGAUAACAUCGGAGGUAUCACGAGGCAUGAAGUGUACUCGCGAUCUUUGAAACACCCACAAUCAUCCGCAAAAGAUCCUUCUGAAGUCUUAUUAGAUCACGAGUUUUGUAGACUUUUAAAAACUUUGGAAGGUGUUGUUUUAAAAUCAGUUUUAGACUACAGCAGUUCAAAUAAUGGUAAAGAGCAAAGUUUAUUAGUGUCCGAUUCAGAAGCAACUGCACCAUAUAAAGAAGUUAUUAGACAACAAGACUUACAAAUUCAAAUACUAAAUACAACUGUCACUAAUCUGACAAAAGAAAAAGAAAUUCUUCAGCAACAAGUUUCGGAAUUGAAAGCAGAAGUUGAUUCUUUAACGGAUCAAACAAAAAUAUUACGAGCGGCACAAAUUAGUUACUCUGAAGAUAAGAUUCCUCAGACUAUUUCUAAUAAUGUUGCUUCAUCAAAUGAAGAAUUAGAAAAGUAUAAAAAUCAAAUAAGUGAUCUGGAAAAAAGAUUAUCUGAAUCUUUGACUCUCAUACAAGAAUUACAAAGUAAAACAGUAGAUAGUAAGACAACGACAGAUCUUGAAAAUAGACUAAAACAGCAAACUAAGGAAUUUGAAAAUUUAAAAAAAGAUCAAGAUGAUUUGUUAGUGUUAUUAACAGAUCAAGAUAAUAAAUUAAUAAUGUACAAAGAAAGACUUAUUGCGCUUGGAGAAAAAGUUGAUUCAGACGAAAGCUCUGGUGAACAAGAUACUGAUGACCAGCCAGAGUCAAGCAAUUGAUAGAUCUCUAUUGGUUGUCAAAUUGUACAUAUUCAAUUAAAAUCAGUAUCAUGAUUAUCGAUCGAUUUCACCGAAUACGACGUCAAGGGUACCGAUAAUAGCUACAACAUCGGCUAACAUGUGACCAGGUCCCAUUUUCUGUAGCGCAGCAAGAUGCGCGAAUCCAGGAGCCUUAAUUUUACAUCUGUAGGGUUUAGAGCUACCAUCACUGACCAAGUAUACACCGAAUUCUCCCUUAGGAGCUUCAAUGCAUGUGUAGGUGGCACCUGGAGGCACUUGGUAUCCUUGAGUAAACAGCUUGAAAUGGUGAAUUAAGGCUUCCAUACUAGUUUUCAUUUCUUUUCUAUUUGGUGGUGCAAUUUUCGCGUCAUCCGUUCGUACUUCACCAGCUGGCAUUUGAUUUAAGCACUGUUCGAUAAUUCUCAGAGACUGUCUCAUUUCUUCUAUACGGAUCAAGUACCUAAGAAGAAAUACAUUUAUUAGAACGGUUAAUAAAUUGAAUUGAAAAUAAAUUGAGUUAUUUAACGUAAAAAAA
Molecule: messenger RNA, 3227 nt
Organism: Nasonia vitripennis (jewel wasp)
Lineage: Eukaryota; Metazoa; Arthropoda; Insecta; Hymenoptera; Pteromalidae
Gene: p115
Product: general vesicular transport factor p115
Exons: 13
Coding region: 158-2692 (844 amino acids)
Biological process (GO): intracellular protein transport; vesicle fusion with Golgi apparatus; endoplasmic reticulum to Golgi vesicle-mediated transport
Cellular component (GO): Golgi stack; cytoplasm; ER to Golgi transport vesicle membrane
Source: RefSeq, a predicted model, not a curated record